Molecule: messenger RNA, 1125 nt
Organism: Coffea arabica (coffee)
Lineage: Eukaryota; Viridiplantae; Streptophyta; Magnoliopsida; Gentianales; Rubiaceae
Source: RefSeq, a predicted model, not a curated record
GUAGAAGAAGAUCGACUAUGUUUCAGUUUGCAUUGCCACUUAGGUCGUAUGCUUAGUAUGAAAUUAUUCAUAUAAAAUAUUGGUAAUUGUUUUCCAGUGUGGUCAGUAUGGUUGCUGGACGAGAACCAAGAUCAAAACACUUGACACAUAUUAUUGCAGUAGAAGAAGAAGAAGCAGAAGUCCCUACAUGCAUGAUGGAGAAUUCUGCUGAUGAUGAACAAGAAAGUAUGAUUACAAAGCCUUUACUUGAUGAUCAUGACGGAUUUUCAGGAAAGGGUGGCUUCAGAACAAUGCCAUUCGUUUUAGCCAAUGAGGCUUUUGCGCAGGUGGCAAGCUAUGGGCUACAGCCUAGCAUGAUUCUGUACUUGACGAGAGAGUAUCAUUUGAACAUGGCUACUGGGUCUAACAUAAUCUUUCUUUGGUCAGCAGCAACAAAUUUCAUGCCCCUUCUUGGUGCUAUAGUUGCAGAUUCAUUUCUGGGUCGAUUUCGGAUGAUCUUAUUUGGUUGUGUUAUUAGUCUUCUGGGAAUGGCUCUUUUGUGGCUAACAAGUAUGAUUCCACAAGCAAAGCCGCCUCCAUGUCAUGAAUCGAAUAAAAAUUGUAGCUCUGCGACAAGUUUUCAACUCUUUCUCUUGUGUUCUUGUUUAGGACUCACGUCUAUUGGAUUUGGAGGAAUUACGUCUUCAUCCAUAGCUUUUGGUGCUGAUCAGUUACAAAAAGCAGGUGGCCACAACAAUGGACGGGUUCUGGAGUCCUAUUUCAGCUGCAAGGCUUAUGGUCCUGGCAAAGAAGAUAAGGAAGAGACAACUUUUCAUGAACAAGAUGACUAGAACUAGAGGUCUUUCAUUGCUGUAAUAUAGUUAGUUAAACCUAGACAAGUUGCAUCGUGAUCAAUAUACUUGCAGAAGCCUGGAACUCGAGAAUACCAGUUGAUCUGGAUGUUUUCAACAAUGUCAUUCCACACAGCUGGUAAUGAAGGUCAGACUCAUGCUCUACUCUAGAUAUCGUUGGCAAUGCCACUGUUGAAUAGGAUUGUAUCUAUAGAUUGUUGGGAAAAUUGCAAAGAACUGGCAAAUAUUGUGACAAGAAUUGGCUUCAAAUUGUGAUAGAUAUCACUUUCCUUUA